Messenger RNA from Hypomesus transpacificus, 1590 nucleotides. RefSeq names its product CMRF35-like molecule 1. NCBI's taxonomy places the organism in Eukaryota, Metazoa, Chordata, Actinopteri, Osmeriformes, Osmeridae. The record is from RefSeq and is a predicted model, not a curated record. The coding region runs from base 115 to 1242 and encodes 375 amino acids. The transcript has 5 exons.
UUAGAAACUGAACUCAGAACUCCAGCUGGACAGAGUGCUUGUUGUUGAGAGGGUUUAGCUGACAGUAACUGUAGCAACUACUGACUAGUGGGUUGAAGUAACUAACUAGUCAGGAUGAAAACCAUCCUGGUUGUGUCUUGCUGUCUGCUCUCUGCUGUGUGUGUUGAGAUGUCAGCAGGGAUCCAGGCGUCUGGGGAGGAAGGAGGAGAGGUUGAGAUCAGGUGCACUAUGGACAAUGCAGUGCUGUCCAUCACAGAUAAUGAUAAGUACUUCUGUAAGGGUGAAUGUUCCUCCAACAGUGACAUUCUAGUGCAGACUGAGGGGAGUAAAAACUAUGCAAAGAAAAAAAGAUAUAAGAUCCAUGACAGUAGAGAUGGUGUCUUCACUGUGACCAUCUCUGGACUGAAGAACUCAGACUCAGGGACGUACUGGUGUGGAGUCAGUAGAUCUGGACCAGACCUAUUCCAGGAGGUGAAGCUGACAGUGAGGAAGGCUACACCUAGACCCUCCACUGUGAAGCCCAGACCUGUAACACCGUCAUCUAACCUUCCUACAACGUCCUCUAACCUCCCUGAAACAUCUCCUGACCUCCCUAUAACGUCUCUAACCACUAAGGACCUGGAAAAUACAUCAUCUGGAUGGGGUAUGUUCGUGGCGUAUGCCAGCGUGGGCCUGGUCGUCACGGUGAUCGUGUUGGCCCUGGCCCUACUGGUGUUCUACAGGAAGUGGAGAGCAGGAAACAGGAAGUCACCAGAGCUCUCUGACUGCCUGGCCCUCGACAACCAUGCUGCAGGACAGGGUGACUGUCUCCAGGGUGACUGUGUGUACAAUGAGAUCAGAAAGGAGGACAGACAGACAGACUCUCUCCCUGCUGGUGCCUCUAGUGUCACCUCUCCCUCAGCGAGGCCUGCUAGCUGCUCUGCUAGCUGCCCUGCUAGCUGCCCUGCUAGCUGCUCUGCUAGCUGCCCUGCUAGCAUCCUCAAUGACUUGUAUGCCAACGUUAGCUUAGCUAAAGAACCAAGCUACUCUACUGUGAUUUUCCCCAAAGACGCUAUCAAUCCCAGCUGCUCCACUGUGGGAAUCUCCCCGGAUGGUCCUGCCCCUGUCAUCUACUCCACUGUGACACACAGAGAUUCUAGAAUCCCAGCUCCUCCCACUGUGACCUCAGCAAAUGGAACUCCAGAAGAUCUUGUCUACUCCAUGGCCCAGUUACCUGAAGACCCUCAGCCCUCCUCGGGGUAGGGGGACUGAGACACACCAGAGACUCUCUCACAACAUUACAACACCACAGAACAGGUUGAAGUGCAGUUGGUCUAACCAGGUCCUGGACUCUGCAGCUGGAGAACCUGGAGCAGAGGUCACUUCACAUAAAUAACCUCACAUUUGAAAAGUGUCACGUUGUAGACAAGCAAAUAAAAUAUUAUUCAAGGUAAACUCUUAUCGACAUGGUCUGUAUUUAUGGUUGGGUGCUAAUAAAUAAAUGUGUGUGACUAAAUUUAAAUGUGUGUGUUUGUUGCUCAGAGUCAGUUUCAGCUUCAGACACUGUGGUUGUCACACAGAGAGAUUCCUAUAAGAUUCCUAAAUGUUUAU